CUCAGUGAACGUUGUCACAACCUAAAUAGGAAUUUUUCAGAGAUCCUAGUGUUAAGAGCACGACUCAACGAUCCUAGCCGUGCUUUCCAGCCAAAUUUUGACAUAAGCGCCAGCUGAGGUUAGUGAAUAAAAUAAUUUAACAAAAUGGCAAAAGCACAGGACCAAGAGCUCAGAAAGGCUUUCACCGAGUUACAACAAAAAAUAAUUGAUACAACGCAAAAGUUGAGGCUAGCGGAUGUGCAGAUUGAAUCUCUAAAACGCACAAAACAGCAUGCCGAUCUUACGGUGAAGGAGGUAGCCUCACUUCCACCGAAUACUAAAACUUAUGAAAGCGUGGGCAGGAUGUUCCUACUCGACGAUGUCGCAACCAUAAAAGAAGGACUCGAAAAACGAAUGAAAAAUGCUGAUGAAAAGAUCAAAACUUUGGAAAACAACAAGUUAUUCUUGGAACAAAGUCUCAAAGAUAACACAAACAAUGUUAGGGAAAUGGUCCAGCAACGACAAAGCCACGAGUCUUCAGAUUAAUCUAAUGUUCACUCACCGAAUCUAAAGUAAAUUGGUCAACCUAGAACUUCUCUAAAUCAUGUUCAGCCUUUUUUUUUCAAUAAUCAAUUUAACUUAUAUCAGCAUACUUAAUUCAGCAUUUUCCAAUUAUAUAUUAUUUUUGAAGUUAAUGUAAUCUACAAGUGCAGAUUGUGCUUUCAUCCAAUGUAACUCACAGAAUAAAUUUCUCACGCAUUUUUAAAAUUAAA
Messenger RNA from Athalia rosae (coleseed sawfly), 752 nucleotides. It is a transcript of the gene Pfdn1, whose product is annotated as prefoldin subunit 1. Gene Ontology annotation, biological process: protein folding. The transcript has a single exon. The record is from RefSeq and is a predicted model, not a curated record. Gene Ontology annotation, cellular component: cytoplasm; prefoldin complex. NCBI's taxonomy places the organism in Eukaryota, Metazoa, Arthropoda, Insecta, Hymenoptera, Athaliidae. Gene Ontology annotation, molecular function: protein folding chaperone. Bases 145 to 525 code for a protein of 126 amino acids.